Messenger RNA from Mya arenaria, 4548 nucleotides. Its product is annotated as bcl-2-like protein 2. NCBI's taxonomy places the organism in Eukaryota, Metazoa, Mollusca, Bivalvia, Myida, Myidae. Gene Ontology annotation, cellular component: mitochondrial outer membrane. The record is from RefSeq and is a predicted model, not a curated record. The transcript is spliced from 3 exons. The coding region runs from base 69 to 695 and encodes 208 amino acids. Gene Ontology annotation, molecular function: protein heterodimerization activity; protein homodimerization activity. Gene Ontology annotation, biological process: extrinsic apoptotic signaling pathway in absence of ligand; negative regulation of intrinsic apoptotic signaling pathway; intrinsic apoptotic signaling pathway in response to DNA damage.
UUUGUUUUCUUCGCUCAACCGAGGAGGAUGGUGGUUGUUUACAUCUGGAAAGAAUUUGUGAAAUUUAAAUGAAUAUUCUAAAGGAAAUGCAGAGUUUAAUGAAGCAAAAUGGGAUGAGAGUGACAAAUAAUAAUAGUUUGGACAUGAAUCCAACAAGUACACGUUAUCUUGUUGCUGAUUAUUUAAACUACAGACUCAGUAAACAAAAUUUCGUAUGGAGAGGUUGUCCUCCACUAGAAUCAUCAGCAAAAAAAAUCCACAAUGCAAUGAGAUCUUUAGCGGAUGAGUUUGAGAAAAGAUACAGCCGUGAAUUUAAUGAUAUGGUGGAACAAUUACACAUAAACCCUGACAUUGCAUAUUCUACUUUUAUUGCUGUUGCACAAGAACUUUUCAUUGAUGGAAUAAAUUGGGGGCGUAUUGUUGCUUUGUUUACAUUUGGGGGAUCGAUUGCAAUAGAAUGUAUGUUAAAACGUAUGGAACAUUUGGUUGACUCCAUAUAUGAAUGGGUUUCCACAUACGUUAGAGAUCACCUAGAGGAUUGGAUCUCCACACAUAAUGGAUGGGAUGGGCUGACAGAGUUUUAUGAGAAGUCCCCGGACAAGAAUGACAAGUCUAUAUGGCCGUCAUUCGGGAAACUCUGCAUUGGUGCUGCGGGAAUACUAGCGCUGGGCGCAAUCUUUACUCAGAAAUCUUAGGAAAAGAUGACUUAUACAGAUAUUAAUAGAAUACGUCAUUUAGGUCAAUAUAAUGGAAGCGAUCAGCGUAGUUUCAAGACAGGAUCGACACAAACAGAUCAUUGGAACAGAGUAUUCAUCCACCACCAGUAGAGCCAAUCAUAUCACGAUGGAUGUUGUGUUUAGGGUUACAAAAGAUGUUGCUUUACCAUAUUGCUUUUAUAACACAAAUCCUUGGAUAAAAUUACCAUCCAGUAAGGAACGCUUAAUGCCCUUCAUAUUGUUAUGUUUUUGACAGUUGAGUUUCAAGGAAAUGCCAUAAAAAAAGCAAUACAAGUAGGAAAUUCAAAUUGUUUCCACUUCUUAUUUGAGCAAUAGGCUGAAAUACAGUUUGAAUUAUUGUUAUUUAAAGGGGAAAAGUUUCAACGUUAGAUAUUUCUAGGAUUUCAAUUCUUUUAUGAUGAACAUUGAUGGAUAAAAUGGCAAGACUUGACUGUGUAGUGGUUGUUGUAAGCUCUGAUUUUGUCUUGAAAAUAGGAUAUCAUUGUACAUGUAUGCCAUAUCCAAGACAUACAGGGUUAAGGGUAUAACUGUAAUACACCUAUACUGUUGUAUAAUCAGGCUUUCUUUUUAAAAAAAAAUACACUUAGACUUUUUACUAUGGGUUGUUAAUUUAGAAAUUUUAAAUACUUUUUACAACUGUGUUGAUAUUAAAGAAGUGCGUUAUGCUACAAGGGAAGUAAAGCCUACUCGAGACAUCAAAAUAUUGUAACAGGAAUUUUUUGUAAGAAUGUGCCACUGAAAACAAACACACUCUUAAGGGUUACAUUACUUCUAAUUUGUUGGUCCUAAAAUAGAUGCUUCAUUUUUAAUUAUGAAGGGAUGAUAGAAUUGAAAAUCAAUUCUGAAAUCAGCAUUGAGAGAUUUCUCUUUCAUUCUACAGUGGAACUCUGUUGGCUCAAACUCCCAGGGACCGGUGAAAUCACCUCCAACCUCGAACAAUUCUAGACCAAGCAGGAAUGCUUACAUUCAGUAUAAAGAAAUCGGUCCUUUACCUGCAGGUUGAGCCAAGCAAGUUUGAACCAACUGGGUUCGACUGUAUCAUACAUUUGUUCAGUUUGGUUUGCUGAACAUUUGCAUUAAAAUAUUAGGAAAUACAUUGAAAUAUUGAAAUAUAUAUAUAUAUAUAUAGAUGGCUUUGAAAACAAGUUCAAUACAGGCCUCAGCUGCGCUGCCAUGGGCUACAGGAAUCCCUCGUACUGAAACUAAGAUGUACUGGAUGGGGAUUUUCUGUCUGUUGUCAUUUCUGUCUCUGGUUAUAGUGCUGAUAUAAGAUCAUUUAUAUACACUGGUACAACAGCCCUUGGGGUUGAUUUAUUACAGAACCUAUGGAGUUGUAAACAAGAAAACAAACUUCUACCUCAAUUGUUAAGGAUUUGCGAUAUGUGAUACAACCCGGCAUGAUUUUGUUUAUUGUUUAACACCUGGUGACAUUGUACAUAUUGGAACAUGUAUAUAGAUUGUAUGUUCGUAAAAUUAUAUUUGAAACAUUUUCAUGCUUAAGCCGAACAUAGUAAGCUAAUAUUUUGCUUUUUCUUUGCUUUUUCUUUUAAACUUAUAAUCAUUUGGAAUACUUUGAUUCCUUGGUUUAUUUCCACAUCUUCCUACUUGUACAUUUGUAUAAUAUUCACAUUUCUUUUACAAUUACCAAUUGAGACAAACUUUGAAAUAUUUGGUAAAUUUUGUUGAAAUAAAUGAUUAUAAAUUUAUAAUUGUCAAGUCACUAUUAUAAAGCGAUGCUUUAAUAAUUAAACUGUAUAAAUUCUUUAUUAUUGUUAAAGAUGAUACAAUGGUCAUUAGACUACAUGAAUGACCCAAUCAUUGUUUUUAUGCAUAAUGAUUAAACCAAAGAUUUGCUCUGCCUUUCUUCUGUAAUUAUAAGUGUUGUAACAAAGAUAUAAGUAUAAACAGCUUUUGUCGUUGUCAUCAUUUAUGGAUAUUGUGUCAUUAUUUUAAAUUUGAGUUUGCAUAUUUGCAUUAGAAUCAUUAUUUAAAAACUUUGCUGGCAUUUCAGUAUCAAACUGAACACAUGUGUUUGUUGUUGUUUCAUAACAGCAAACAUUCAUACAUUAGACAAUUGAUAUCAAACUAUCAGUUAUGAACAAGUUUUCCUUACUAUUUUUCAAUUUUUUUAGCGAUACAAAAUAUGCAUGUGCAAACAAACACUCUUGGUACAAAUGUUGUUCUUACUGAGACGAUGUGCAGUGACCUUGACCCGGGUCCAUACCUCAAAGGUCAAGGUCAUUUAAGUUGCUUUUGUUCUAUUGCACCAUUUUGUUUCUUUGCUGCCUGGAUAUUUCAAUAUAUUCAAAAUUAAAGGUUUGCAAGCAUAAUGCGUUAAAUAAAUUAAAGUCUCAUUGAAAAUGCAUACAUGUGUGUUUUAACUGAUCAGUUAUUGCAUCAAACAGAUGUGUAACAGCAUUGCUUGUUAGACUAGGUAUCAAACUUAGAAGGUACUGCUGGGAACUUUGGAGUACCCAGUACUGGUUGAAACCCAAAAAGAUGCUUCCCCUGAAUGUAUAAAUGCUUUACACUGGGCACUUCAAACACCCAAGGGGUCCAUUCAAAGAUAGGAUAAGGCACCCAGGUCCCUAAUUCUCAAAACAUGUUACGUCCCUUUUAACAGGAUCAAGCUCAGCUCACUAUUUUUUAUUUGGUAUAAAUUAAGUGAUAUUCUCUUUUUGAGGAUUUUUGAGGCUUUUAAAGGAUAUGAUAUCUGAGAUAAAUAAUUAAAACUACUUUUUGUUUUAUAAAGUCCUACUUUAGCAAGUACUUUAGCUAAAUGAAAUAAGAUACUUAAAUGAGUUAAACUUAUUUUAUUUUUUUGAGAAAUUGAUGCCCGAUCUUCAUGUAUCUGGCUCUGUUUCUUCCAUUCUGCUGAUAUCUACAUGUGACUGGUAAUUGCUGUCACUUCUAAUUCAUGAUGAUGGCAACAUUGGCACGGCAGAGCCUUUGACACAACAUAACAAUGACAUAAUAUACUGAAUGUAAAUAAUGUCUUCUUUUUUCAUAUUUCCAUUUUGCUAACAGAUGUAUCAGUUUUAAGGAAUAGAAACACUUUGCUUCCACACUUCUUAUCCUCCCUAGUGCAAUAUGUAGUGACUUUGUAAAUGAUGUGUUUUCUGUGUGCAUGUUUUUUUUUGUUUUGAUUUAUUUUGUGGGAAACUAAUAGAUAAGUACAUGUACAUUAUAUUUAUUUCUGGCGAACUUUUGAUGAUGCCCCUGUGUUUUAUUUUUAUUACUUUUAAAGACACCGCUGAAUCAAUUGAAUUUAUGAGCAGAUAUUUUCAUGAUUGUUAUAAUUUUACCCUUUAAAAUACCUCAUUUGUUACAGGUUAAGCUAGUCUGUGUUUUUUUGGAAAAAACAAGUGUUGUAAUAGCCUUGGUGUUGUUGUCGUUACCAUCAGCAUGGUUGGCAAAACCCUACCCUUGGCCGUUACUCAAAAUCCAUUCAAGAUACAAAUGUUUUGGCAUGAAAAAGGUACCGGUACACAUUUUACCAGAGAUAAUCCAUGCAUGUAUAGCAACCAAGGCCCAUAAUUCAGGCUUAAAAAUAAAUAGAGUUAAGCCCCUUUUUAACUGUAAAAUUACAGAUGGGCGUUGGUAUUUAUCCUUCAGCGUUAUUGCUGAAAGAAGAUAUUCAACAAUUUCAACAAGAUUGAACAUUUUCUUUAUCGUUAAAAGCAAAAAUUGACUGAAAUUUGAUUUAAUAUACCAUUUUCAGAUUUUACAUGUAGAUACAAUACCCUGUGUUUGAUGUUCAUGUGCUUCUGUUUGAAGGUGUAAAUAUAUCUAAAUAAAUUUUCUUAACAUG